AUGGCUGCUACUCGCUGCGUCUGCGACUCUGCGAGAUUCGCUUCCUUCUUCUCCCGGCCCCUCUUCUCGACCGUUACCUGUCAAGCUUCAAGACAAAGCUUGCUGCAGCACGUGCCCUUGACACCAUCUUCUUACUCCAUAUUCCUAUCUCGACCUUGUUCACGGCAAUUGAGAUGCUACGCCGGCACUUCGCGUCCUUACAAAGGCGGCAAAAAACCCUCGGCGAGCCCCCCCUCCGACGAGGACCCGGACAAGGACCGCGGAUUCGACCGCCGCUUCACGACGCAGCGCGACAUUGAGCGGUCCGGCCGCGACCGCCCGCCGUGGGACCACGAGAUUACCGAUCCGCAAAUCAUGGUGAUUGACAAUGGCAGCGCCGAGGGCCCGCUGGCGACGCGGUACGUGCUGACGAAGCUCGAGGAGGGCGAGUCGCUGCGCAUGAUGACGCCGUACGUGCCGGCCAAUAGCGAGACGGGGGCGCCGGCCAAGUUCGCCGUGUGCAAGAUUGUCAACAAGAGGGACGAGUAUGAGCGGCAGAAGCAGCUCAAGGAGCGCAAGAAGACGGCGGUGGCGGCAAAGGCCAAGACCAAGGAGAUGGAGCUUACGUGGGCGAUUGGCGGGCACGAUUUGGCGACCAAGCUACGGCAGAUGGGCGGGUUCCUGGGGAAAGGGAUGAAGGUCGAGCUGAUGAUUGGGAAGAAGAAGGGGGGGAGGGCGGUGGAGAUGGAUGAGGCGAAGGAUGUUUUGAAAAAGGUCCAGGAGGAGAUUGAGGCGCAGGGGGCGAGGGAGACGAAGAAGGCUGAGGGGCAGGUUGGGGGGACGAUGAGGCUGUAUUUGGAGGGUAUCAAGAGGUGA
Trichoderma aggressivum f. europaeum is the source of this 855-nucleotide messenger RNA. RefSeq lists its product as uncharacterized. Gene Ontology annotation, cellular component: mitochondrion. Bases 1 to 855 code for a protein of 284 amino acids. Gene Ontology annotation, molecular function: ribosome binding; translation initiation factor activity. Gene Ontology annotation, biological process: mitochondrial translational initiation; ribosome disassembly. Lineage: Eukaryota; Fungi; Ascomycota; Sordariomycetes; Hypocreales; Hypocreaceae. The record is from RefSeq and is a predicted model, not a curated record. The transcript has a single exon.